AUGGAUUUAUCCAUUCUGUUUGGUGGUGUCAGUUGUUACAUCUACAACAGUAUGGUGAAGGAAGUAGGUAGCACAUGCCUAUUCAAGGUGAAAUUAGCCAAAAAAGUGGUACAGGAAUCCCAGCAGAUUGUUCUUCAUGAAUUGCCCCUGGUACCUGAACACUACAAAUUCAAUAGUGAAAAAUGGUUAGGAUUGCCCUGGGUAAAAAAGAGUGCUUUUAAAUUCACCAGAAACGAAAUGGCUGAGGCAGAUCACUACUAUUACGCUGAUAUCCAUAGUAUUAUUAAGGAGUCGCAUUACUAUACGGUGGGAAUAGAACACAACAAUAUCACAUUCUUUACCAACCCAAUCUACAAAACUAGCUUUGGUUUCAUAUAUCCGGUGAUAUUAAAUCAGGGCAAUAAUUUCAUCAGAAUGAACAGUGGCAUCAGGGUGUGUAUAACAGACAAGGAUGAUUUCAACAGAUACUUCUGGACCAAUCACCUACCACUCUUCCUUUUUGGUCUCUUGAUAGGAAUAUUGAUCAUAGUCAUUCUACUCAGGCGACUAUGCAGUAGGAGGCCUCCAGACAAUAAUAUGGUGUAUCUUACAACCAAAUGA
Molecule: messenger RNA, 600 nt
Organism: Enterospora canceri
Lineage: Eukaryota; Fungi; Microsporidia; Enterocytozoonidae
Source: the annotation of a GenBank genome assembly